GGCUGUGAAUGUGUAACCACCCUUUUAAAUCUAACUCCUGUUUGCCUGGGCUCUGACUCUUUUAUAAUUUAUGGUAGUAGGCAAGGAGAAAGUGACACCACCUUACCUCUACUGCGGCACUAACAAAAAGGUUAAGAAAAGAAAAUUAAAAGUAUAUUAUUCAUUUCCAUAUUAAAUGCUGAUGAUCAUGACUUUCACUUUAAGUUUUGUUUUUAAAUGAGUCACUUUCUAAGAGGCUCUUAUGGACCCCACAGUCGGUGUUGGCAUGUAACUCGACACAGUCCUGUUGUUCUCUGUGAGGGAGCGGCUGAUCGCUCAGUCCAACAGAGCGACAGCACUGAUGCCUGCCUGCUGCACCAUGAGGGCUAAAGCCUCGGACAUGAACAACAAGGACUGUGUCAAAGUGGCCGUCAGAGUCCGACCCUUCAACAAGAGGGAGAGGGACGCAGGCAGCCGCUGCAUCAUCUCCAUGGUGUCCAGCUCCAUCACCAUCCAGGACCCACGUGACUGCCAGAACCGUCGCUCCUUUUCUUUUGACUACGCCUACUGGUCUCACAGUGGCUUUGCACGAGAGCGCAGCGGCCUCUAUGUGCCCGAAGAACCCGGCGGACGAUACGCUGACCAGGACAGUGUGUUCCAGGACCUGGGAGAGGGGAUCCUGGAGAACGCACUGCAGGGUUACAAUGCCACACUGCUGGCCUACGGGCAGACCGGCUCAGGGAAGAGUUACUCCAUGGUGGGCUAUGGGCCUAACAAAGGACUGGUUCCUAAGCUCUGUGAGCGGCUCUUUCAGGCCAUGAGAGAAAACCAGGAGACGAGACAGUGUCAGGUGAAGUGUGUGUGUGUGUUUCAAGUCAACAUCAUUUACCAGCAUCAUGUAUGGAUAGGAAAACUCCAAAUGUCUUUGUUCUUGAUUUCUGCACAGGUCUUUUUCAGUAUGCUGGAAAUCUACAAUGAGCAGGUGGUGGACUUACUGUCUCGGGGGUCCCGCACUCCUGGAGGACUCAGAGUCAGAGAGGAGCAGCACAGAGGCUUCUAUGUGGAGGGACUCCGAACAGUCCCGUGUGAGAGUGCAGCCCAGGUGGAGCAGCUGAUGGAGCAGGGAACCAGGACCCGCACCACAGCUGCCACUCACAUGAACGCCAACAGCAGUCGCUCGCACAUGCUCAUUAUCCUCCAGCUCAAACAGAUCUUUUCCAAAGAGAACAUCACAAAGCAGUCCAACAUUAAUUUGGUGGACCUGGCUGGCAGUGAGCGUCAGCGGUCGUCUGGGUCGGAGGCUGACAGACUCAAAGAGGGCACAGCCAUCAACCUGAGCCUCACCACUUUGGGCAACGUUAUCAGUUCCCUUGCUGAUGUGGCGGUGGGGAAGAAGGUUGUCCAUAUACCCUACAGAGACUCAGUUCUUACUAAGCUGCUGCAGUCUGCUCUGGGAGGCAACAGUCGCACUGUCAUGAUUGCCACACUGAGCCCUGCUGAUAUCUGCUAUGAGGAGUCUCUCUCCACCCUGCGCUAUGCUGAGAGGGCAAAACGUAUCCAGAACCGAGCGGUGGUGAAUGAGAGCCCCACUGAGCGUCUGGUGAAAGAGCUGAAGGCUGAGAACGCCAGGCUGCUGCAACGACUGAGCCGGCUGGGCCAAGAGGGACGCAGAGCCACCGACGAGACGAAGGAACUUCGGCAGCUGCUGACCCACAAUGAGCUCCAGAUCAGAACCAUUCAGACACUGUGGGAACAACACCUACAGGAGGCGCUGAAAGACUGGGAGCAACAGUACGCUAACAUCACACAGGAGAGGAGGAUGAUGCAGAUGCACCCCUACAUCCUGAACAUCAACGAGGACGCUCAGCUGUCAGGGGUGGUCAAGCUUUUCAUUCAGGAGGGCGAAUGGGACAUCGGCCUGUGUGAGUCUUCACCAAGAUCCAUCUCUAUCAGGGGCUUAGGGAUCCAAGAGCGUCAUGCUGUGUUCAGGAAUGAACAGCGCCGGGUGACACUGACCCCGCUGGCAGGGUCAAAGGUCAUUGUCAAUGGCAAUGCUGUCUCCCAGACGACUGAGCUGCAACACCUGGACCGUCUCAUUCUCGGUUCAAACUGUACCUACCUGUUCAUUGGUUAUCCUUCUGAGAGGGGCGGGGACGACUGGAGCCGCUACGACUACGACUACUUCCAGUCUGAACUGGCUGCUGCUGAAGGCAUCCAUCUGGGUGAGUCCAGUGCCGGGUCCAGUCAGACAGACCCCAGUCUGCUGGCCGUCUUCUACGACUACAUCAAACUGAUGCCCAUGAUGGCUGAGGCCAACCAGAUGAGCCAGGAACUGAACAAGGGGGUGGAGUUUAAGCUGGAGAUCAAGAACCUGGCGCUGUCGGAUUCAAAAGGCCACGAUCUGGAGAAGGAGAUUGUUGUCAGAGUCACUGCAAGGGCAAAAAAACAAGUAUGGAUGUGGUCCAAGGCCAAGUUUGUGAACCGUAAAUUCCUGAUGGAAGACGUGUACCAGCAGCAUCAGCUUGAGAAGAGCGGAGACAAUAGAGCAGAGGGGCUUUGUACAGCUGCCUUACCCCGAGAAAAAGACCCGUUCUGGGAUCCUGUGGAACCUCUGCUCCUGGGCACUGCUCACCUCUGGCUUCAGUCUUUGGCCUUCCGCAUCCCGCUCGAAGAACAGCUUGAGGUGCUGGGGUCAGAGGGCACAGAGGAGGCCAUUCUACAAGCACAGCUGGUACCCUGCACCUCCGCAGGACUCCCUCUGGGUGAGGAUGAAAUUCUGAUCGACCCAUCUGAGUUACUGGGCCGACGACUGGACUUCCAGCUGGUAAUGGAACAGUGCUGUGGCCUCCGCUGGAUCAGAGAGGCCCGUGACAGAGGGGUCCAAAUUGGUUUCAGGUUAUUUGACUGCAGCCAGACUCUAUACACUCCAGCUGUGUGGCACAACAUCAAUCCUCUGUUGGAUCACAGAGUUCACUUCGCCUCCCUCCACACCUCCCAACGUCUGCUCGACUACCUGCAGAGCAGCGCUAUAGUGCUGGAGCUGUGGGGACUUCAAGAGGGUUGUACUGACCUGAUAUCAUCUCUGGAUGAAGUGAGGAUGACUACAGAGGGUGUCGUAAUCCUCGAGGAGGCAGACCCAACAGACUCUGCGCCUGUAGAGUCUGCACAGCUCAGCUGUUCAGUGAGAGCUCUUCAACAGGACUUGGAGGAACUGAAGAACGUCAAUGCCUCACUGAGAAAAGAAAAUCAAAGUCUGAGAGAACAACUCAGCACAGCUAGGAAUGGUGUGGAGAGUGUGCGUGGUCGGUCAGUACGUCCCAGCUGCGAUGCAGAGUUUGCCCGCUCCCUCAAGGUUUUCUACCACAGCAUGACCUCAGUCCGGGGUCAGCUGCAGCGCCUGCGCAGACACAGGCCCAGUGAGGACUCUGACCUGCUGGGGCUCAGGCUGUUUGUGGAUGAGCAGAGUGGUCUGCUGAGGGACUUCUCCGAGCAGCUGGAACACAGCGUCUCCACUCUCAAACAGGAUGUGGCUGCCAUUGUUCGCCGCAAACGAGAACGGACGGGCAUCUGGUCUUGACUGAGUAAUCGCUUUUCACAAAGACUGCCAGUUCUUUAUUUCACAACACUGAAGAUUUCUAAUGUGAAGCGUACACAGGGUGAAGGGGCUCCACUGUGUUGACUCUGAAACCUCAACUUUAUGUCACUGGUGAAAUCCUCAUCAGAAAUUAACUUGCUUAAAUUAAUUUUUACAUGUCAUUUAUAAAAUUCCUAUUAAGCAUUAAGACACUUUAAACUUUUGUUUUUUUACUCGAUGGAAUGAUGAAAA
This is a messenger RNA of Scatophagus argus, 3805 nucleotides long. RefSeq names its product kinesin family member 28 (gene kif28). Gene Ontology annotation, biological process: microtubule-based movement; cytoskeleton-dependent intracellular transport. The coding region runs from base 341 to 3556 and encodes 1071 amino acids. Gene Ontology annotation, cellular component: kinesin complex; microtubule. The record is from RefSeq and is a predicted model, not a curated record. NCBI's taxonomy places the organism in Eukaryota, Metazoa, Chordata, Actinopteri, Scatophagidae. The transcript has 26 exons. Gene Ontology annotation, molecular function: ATP hydrolysis activity; microtubule binding; ATP binding.